GGGCCACACGAGUGCACGCCGCCGAUGCACUCAAAAAGACAGCGGUUCUUGACAAUUAUUGGGAAUCAGCAUUCUGCAAAUAGUAGAAUGCUUCCAGUGUAAAAACAAAAUCUUAGGAUUUUUUUUUAAAUAUGUAGAGAUACUAAAGCAAAAAAGGUAACUAUUUGUUAUAUUUUUUGUAUUGCAUCCAUUGGUUGCAAGCAGCAUUGCAGUUUGAAGGAUUAACGGGGGUGGGGCACCUGAUGUGCGAGGCUCUUGCACGGUGGGUUUUGUUACAUUCCGUUUCGCCCAGUCCCCAACAGCUUCACAGGAAAGGUACGCAAAGAUAGCGAGAAGGAUGCGUUUAAAAACUCAGAUAAUCAGCACCAUGGAACCUCAGGUGUCAAAUGGCCCUACAUCCAACACUCCCAAUGGUCCAUCAAGCAACAGUAGGAACUGCUCAUCACCGAUGCAGACAGGGGCUCCAACAGAUGACAGCAAAACCAACCUCAUAGUCAACUAUCUUCCACAAAAUAUGACACAAGAAGAAUUCAGAAGUUUGUUUGGGAGCAUUGGUGAAAUUGAAUCAUGCAAACUUGUUCGAGAUAAAAUAACAGGGCAAAGUUUGGGAUAUGGUUUCGUGAAUUAUGUCGAUCCAAAGGAUGCAGAAAAAGCAAUUAAUACUUUAAAUGGACUUAGACUUCAGACCAAAACCAUAAAGGUUUCUUAUGCUCGUCCAAGCUCUGCAUCAAUCCGUGAUGCUAAUUUGUAUGUUAGUGGCCUUCCUAAAUCUAUGACUCAAAAAGAAUUAGAGCAGAUGUUUUCACAAUAUGGCCGAAUCAUCACUUCCAGAAUUUUAGUUGACCAAGUCACUGGUGUUUCAAGAGGAGUUGGAUUUAUUCGUUUUGACAAAAGGAUAGAAGCAGAGGAAGCAAUCAAGGGACUGAAUGGGCAGAAACCUUCCAGUGCUACAGAACCAAUUACUGUGAAAUUUGCCAAUAAUCCCAGCCAGAAAACAAGCCAAGCAUUACUUUCACAGCUGUAUCAAUCACCCAGCAGACGUUAUCCUGGGCCACUUCAUCACCAAGCUCAGAGGUUCAGGCUGGACAAUUUGCUUAAUAUGGCCUAUGGUGUAAAGAGAUUCUCACCCAUCACAAUUGAUGGCAUGACCAGUCUCGUUGGAAUGAAUAUUCCUGGACAUACUGGAACAGGUUGGUGUAUCUUCGUCUACAACCUCUCUCCUGAUUCAGAUGAAAGUGUUCUCUGGCAGCUUUUUGGACCAUUUGGAGCCGUCAACAACGUCAAGGUCAUUCGUGAUUUUAACACAAACAAGUGCAAGGGAUUUGGGUUUGUCACCAUGACAAACUAUGAUGAGGCAGCCAUGGCAAUUGCAAGCUUGAAUGGAUAUCGCUUGGGUGAUAGAGUUCUGCAAGUAUCAUUUAAAACCAACAAAACCCACAAAUCUUGAAGUACCAAUUUAGUGUUAAAUUCAAGAACAAAUGGAACUUUAAAAGGCUUAUAUUGAAGAUGGACUUCAUAAGCCAUUGUUGCCUGAGUAUUAACAUAAAAUAUUCUGUGAUGAAGCAGGAAAUGAUUUUAUAAUGCUAGAAAACUUUGAUGCAUUGAAUGUUCUUUCAUAGCUCUUGUUCAAAUUAUACAUAGAUAACGUGUGCAGGAAUUUUUACCCAGCCUGCUACUUUUCCCGCCUUUGGUGGACCUUUUUAAGUCACCCAUUCUCAAUUUAAAAAGAUGAAGAAAAAUUGACAUUUUUACAAAAAAUAAAUUUCAAAAAGAAUACAUCAAAAUUGAUUAACUAUAACAGCACCCCUUCCACCCCAUAUUUCAAAAAAACGGAUCUGCUGAUGCGCUUUUGCAGAUGUUUUAGUUAUUCCCUUUUCUUUGUAUCAUGUAAACAUCAAAUAUUACCUGGUUGGAAAGGGGGAUACCUGAUGACAUAAUUUAAACAAUGUUGCCAAAGAGUUGGUCUCUUUGCUGAAAAUGGGUUUCAAAAGAUCUAUUUUUAUAUUUAAAAAAGGGAUUUUUACAGGAUCUGGAUUUGAAAAUGAAUAUUUUGACUGACUUAUACAGGGGAAAAGGACAAUUUUGUCACAUUCUGUGCUGAUACUUUUGAGGAUCAAGAUGUAUGUUUAAAUUUGGACUGUAGAUUGUUUUUCUGAACGAUGGGGAAAAAAACAUGAUGUUCAUAUCUUUCAUAACAAAAUAGCAGGGAGUGAUCUCCCCAGGCACACAGUUCCCCCACAGUCAAAACCCAAAAGCAAGGAGAUUAGUCGCUAAACGUUUUUUUUAAGUCAUCAGUAACAGUUAGGCAAUGCCAUAAAAUUGCUGAUUUUUUUUUUUCCUAAAAUAAAUGCCAAAACUUCCUUGAAGCAGUAGCUAGGUGCUAAUGAGAUUACAUAUCUUAACUCCAAAUAAAAAUACGAGCAUUUCUUGUUUUAUUCACACUGAUGUUAAUUGUUUAUGUUGAAUUUGUUGAUGACUUGAUUACAUUUCAGCCUUUAAUAUUCCAUUUUGGCAAACAGCAUAUCAUUGGCAUUUGUUUCACUUUAUCGGUUAUUUAAUUUGUUGCUGAUCUGAUGCAUAUUGCCAAACCAAAUUUUGCUAGUUAGUUGUUUUAUCCAAUAGAAAGAUGCUUCUUACAUUUGUGUCUAUUUCUUAAAGAUUGAUUUUAUUUUAUUUCUAAGUUGUAAGAAUUUGAUUGUUUUGUUACAAUGGCAAAAUGGUUCCAAAUGAUACUGUGAACUGAAGUAUCUAAAUAUUUACUAGUGCAGAAAUACAAAAUAUUGUUUAAUAUAUUGUCAUGUUGGUUGUGAAUAUUUUUCUUAAUAUUAGGGAUGGACAAAUUGCUUUUAUUUUCCAUUAUGCGGAGAGCUAAGGGAACAAAAUGGCUGAGGGAGUCCGCUCCUUUGUCCAGUGCACUGAUAAUUUUAGUAUGUUGUGCUUGUAAGAGUCAAAAGGUCAUGCUCUUCCCUGUAUACUAGAACAGUAACUCGCUAUGCAUAAUAUAGUCGAUAGUUAAAUUUGCUAUUGCUUUUGUCUUGUUAAUAAACUUUUCAAUAAAGUUGUCUUAUUAGUAUCGUUGUUAUGGUUAAUGUGCUUAUUUUGUGCAUUUUUCAAUGCUAAACCCACUAAUUGCAUGUAGAGGAAAUACUUUUACAUUGAAGAUGGAUUUACAAAGAGCAAGUGUGCAAGCAUAUAAUGUAUUACUUUAAAAAUGCUGAACUAAAAUUUUGACAGAACCCUCAAACGGUUUUCAGGGAUUAUAUAUUACCAUCUGCUGUGAAUGAGUUGAAUUGCUGGGAGAGUUUGCAGUAUUUACUAAGCAUUAGUGGGGAAGGCAUGUAAAAUUUUCUCUACAAUGUGUUUGUUUAAUUAAAAUAUUUCUAGGACCAGGCAGUAAAAUUUCACAAAUUAUGAAUGACUUAUUGUUAGCAUAGCUAAUUUAGAUUAUUUCUGAAUACAGCUGUAAAUGUUUUUUCAUAAAACUGUUGUGUUGAAUUAUUUGUACUUUUAAUGUCAAACAAUAAACUGACGUGUGCAGAG
Messenger RNA from Amblyraja radiata (thorny skate), 3540 nucleotides. RefSeq names its product ELAV like neuron-specific RNA binding protein 4 (gene elavl4). Gene Ontology annotation, molecular function: RNA binding. Lineage: Eukaryota; Metazoa; Chordata; Chondrichthyes; Rajiformes; Rajidae. The transcript has 7 exons. The record is from RefSeq and is a predicted model, not a curated record. Gene Ontology annotation, cellular component: ribonucleoprotein complex. The coding region runs from base 338 to 1447 and encodes 369 amino acids.